UGGAAAUAAUACAUUGAGUGAAAGUGAAACUAAGAUUCCUUCUGUUGACUGCAUUCAUCAAAGCUAUUGUCCCCACUUUAAAUCAUUUAAUCCUGACUGAAGAGAAAGGUCCGAGAAGAUGAGCUGCAAACACUGGAUUCAGGUCCUAUGGCUUGUGCUUCCCCUCUCACUGGCUGAGAGAUUCACAGUCAGUGGCCCGGCCCUCCCUGUCCCAGCCAUUGCUGGUUCGGAUGUUGUCCUGGACUGUAAGUGUUCCACAGACCUGCCACGAGAGGGUAUGGAGGUGAGAUGGUUCAGGACGAGAUUCGGAUCACCUGUCCACUUAUACAGUGAGGGACGAGAUCAGACAGCGGAACAAGAUACAGCCUACAGAGACAGAACACAGCUAUUUGUAGAAGAGUUUAUAAAUGGCAACAUGUCCCUCAGACUGGAAGAUGUACAGGUGGCAGAUAACGGAAUAUACACAUGUUUUAUCAAUUAUGAGGGAUGGUAUGAAGAGGCAAAGAUUCAAUUGCAAGUUCUGGUUCUUGGCAGUCAGCCUUGGGUUUUUAUGCAAGGAUACUACAGUGGAGGUAUACGUCUUGUGUGCGAGUCCGAGGGAUGGUUUCCUGAGCCAGACAUUCUGUGGCUGGAUGGAAACGGAGUCAAUUUGACGGCACAAAGUCAAACGAAAGAAGAAAAGAAUCCUGAAGGUUUUGUGAAUGUCCGAACCUCCCUCAAUAUCACAAAAGAUUCCAGCAACAGGUUUAAGUGUCUGAUCAGCAAUAGUCUAAUGAAGAAAGAAAAGGAAGGAAGAAUCCAAAUCGCAGAUGAUGUAUUUCCCAGGAUCUCUUGUGCAGUAGUUUUUGUUCUGAGCUUAUACUGCAAUAUGCAACAACGCAACAAGAUCAAAGGCCUUCAGAAAACAGUGGAGUGGGAAUGGAUGCUUAUUUGUGCAGUUACAGUCACUCUGGAUCCUGACACAGCCCAUCCCCGGCUCAUCCUGUCUGAGGACCUGAAAAGUGUAAGACUGGGGGCCCAACAGAAGUUGCUCCCUGACACCCCAGAGAGGUUUGAUUCCUGUGUCAGUGUCCUGGGAUCUGAGGGCUUCACAUCAGGGAGACAUUAUUGGGAGGUACAGGUGGGCAACAAGACUGACUGGGAUGUGGGAGUGGCCAGGGAGUCCAUCAAUAGAAAGGGGGUAAUCAUACUGGCACCAGAGGCUGGAUACUGGAGAAUGACUAUGAGAAAUGGGAAUGAAUAUGAGGCUGGUACGUCACCUCCUACUCCCUGCCCUCUGAGCGAGAGACCCAGGAAGAUCGGAAUUUUCCUCGACUAUGAGGGGGGACAGGUGACAUUUUACAAUGCUGAUAACAUGUCUCAUCUCCACACUUUCACCCACACUUUCACUGAGAAACUUUAUCCUUACUUCAGUCCCUGGUUUAAUGUUGAUGGGAAAAACUCCAAGCCACUGACAAUCUGUGCGAUGACAGUAUAAUAAGGAAGAAAAUUCCAUCGACUCAAACUGAAUGUCCCAUUCAUAAUAUUGGUCAACACUCAGAUUGUUUGGUGUUAUUUUCAUCAUUGGACCUGCAUUGUAGCAUUAAUCAUUCUGUCACUGUGCAGACAGCUUAAUCAGCAAUAACCAGAGAGACACAGACACAGCUUAAUACAGAGAAAUGUAAAGUGGUCGGAGUUGACAGAAGAAAUUGUGUGCAAUUGUCUGAAUCAAAUUGAGUUAUUAUACCAGUAACUUUGGGGAACACGUCACUACAAUCAUUAGUAUAGGAAGCUAAACAAGCUGUGUUUGUUGCAAUGUAAAGCUAAGGAGAUGU
Callorhinchus milii (elephant shark) is the source of this 1814-nucleotide messenger RNA. RefSeq names its product butyrophilin subfamily 1 member A1-like. NCBI's taxonomy places the organism in Eukaryota, Metazoa, Chordata, Chondrichthyes, Chimaeriformes, Callorhinchidae. Bases 119 to 1477 code for a protein of 452 amino acids. The record is from RefSeq and is a predicted model, not a curated record. The transcript is spliced from 9 exons. Gene Ontology annotation, molecular function: protein binding.